This is a messenger RNA of Rodentolepis nana, 498 nucleotides long. NCBI's taxonomy places the organism in Eukaryota, Metazoa, Platyhelminthes, Cestoda, Cyclophyllidea, Hymenolepididae. The record is from the annotation of a GenBank genome assembly.
AUGUUGUAUUGCUGUGCGCCACUCAUUACAGCCACAGAGGUGACUCUUGAACCACUCGAGAAGACACACAACAAAGCAUUACGACUAAUUACUGGAGGGAUAAAAUCAAUACCCAUUGAUGCAAUGCUCCUAGUUACGGGAAGCACCGCAAUAUGUUCCCUUUUCAAAGAAAAGGCCUUGAUCAUGUAUCUGAAGCUACUGCGCAUUGCCAUGGAUAGGUUCUUCAGCACCUAUGAGAAUAGAACAAGACAUCUGAAAACUCAAUCUGGUCUAAUACAGAAAGCCAUGGAACUGAAGAAAGCAUUACAAAUCGAUGACAAACCAAAAAGCCUCCCUCUCACCAUGAACCCAUUAGCNUAUUGCAGUGAGCCACUCAUUACAGCCACAAAGGUGACUCCCAAACCACUCGAGAAGGCACAAAACCAAGCAUUUCGACUUAUUACUGGAGGGAUAAAAUCAACACCGAUUGAUGUAAUGCUCCCAGUUACAGGAAGCACC